CAGCUCUCUCCUCCUGAGUGGAUUUUUUCGGGGCUGUGCACAUAGCCCCCAUCCCCCUCCACUCCGACAGCUUUGCUCCACCAGUUCUGUGCUGUGCCGGCCUGGAGAGAAGUAAGGGAGCGGAAAGGGGAGCGAGAAGAGAGGAUCUGGUGAACCGAGGAGAGACAGACAGGGGUGAGGGACCAUGGCUGCUCUCUCUGCCUUGUUGAAGACCUGGGUAAUACUGCAGACCUUGUGCCUGGCUCUGGCCCAAGUGAGAGGCCCACCUGGACCUCAGGGCCAGCCCGGCCCACCAGGACCUUCUGGCACCCCUGGAUCAGACGGCAUUGAUGGAGAUAAAGGACCUCCUGGGCCCCCUGGUCCACCGGGACAGAAGGGAGAACCAGGAGAACCAGGCCCUGAUGGAACUCCAGGAGAGAACGGCAUUGAUGGACUGAUCGGAGCAAAGGGAGAUCGAGGUCCUAUUGGGAGUCCCGGCCCAAAGGGUCAGCCUGGACCAAGUGGUGAGCCUGGUGCUCCUGGAGCCGGCCUUCCAGGACUGGCUGGAGCUCCAGGACCAAUCGGUCUCCCAGGUGAAAUUGGACCAAAUGGACCAAAGGGUGUCAUGGGACCACCUGGACCUCCAGGACUUCCUGGACCCCCUGGCAAACCAGGUCCUCCAGGGAAGUUCAUUGGUGGAGAAGAGGGCAGCGCAGAUUUCCAGUGUCCUCUUAACUGUCCAGCAGGACCUAAGGGCCCACAAGGACUGCAGGGAGUUAAGGGACACAAAGGACGCGCUGGUGUUCUCGGAGAUGCCGGAAGCAUCGGCAAAACGGGCAUUAAAGGAGAAGUCGGUAUCUCUGGGGAACAGGGCAUCCCAGGACCUCCGGGUCCAAUGGGUUUGAGGGGUUACCCAGGAAUGAUGGGUCCUAAAGGGGAAGCAGGACCUCGUGGUUACAAGGGCAUCACCGGACCUGUUGGAAUCCCUGGUCCUCCUGGUGAAGAAGGACCACAGGGACCACCUGGAGAGUCAGGAGACAAGGGAGACAAAGGUAGCCGAGGAAUCCAGGGCCCACAGGGUGCAGUUGGCAAGAAAGGAGAAAAUGGUCUGCCGGGUAUCGACGGAAAAGAUGGCACACCUGGUAUUCCUGGAAUCAAGGGCGCCCCUGGCCAGCCCGGUAUGCCCGGUCCUCCUGGUCCUCAGGGAGCAGCAGGACUGCCUGGCAGUCCAGGAGCAAAAGGUGGACCUGGAGCUAAGGGAGAGCCUGGGCCUAGAGGCCAUGCUGGCAUGCAAGGUGCCCCCGGACCUCUGGGUGAGCCUGGUCUUCCUGGUGAGGCUGGUAUGGAGGGAGUUCCUGGACCUAAGGGUGACAGAGGCCAGAGGGGACCAGUCGGACCCCAGGGAGGAGUCGGCAAACCUGGAAGCAAAGGAGAGAGGGGACCCACUGGUGUCCCAGGGGCCCAGGGUCUCACUGGAACUAAGGGGGACAAGGGCUUCCAAGGAAAAGGUGGAGCAAAGGGAGACGUUGGCGACCCUGGUGUUGAGGGAUUGGCUGGCGAGAAAGGUGAAAAGGGUUUGUCUGGUGAGCCCGGGCCCAAAGGACAGCAAGGAGUGAGGGGUGACCUCGGACACAACGGUCCGACUGGAGACCCAGGUAAACCAGGAGAUCAGGGACCACCAGGACUGCCCGGUCCUAGGGGACUUAAUGGAGAGCGAGGAGUACCAGGCAUGCCCGGCAUUCAGGGGUCACCGGGACGUGAUACAUCUGACCAGCAUAUUAUCGAAGUGGUGCUCAAGAUGUUGCAGGAGAGGCUCGCAGCAGUGGCAGUAAGCGCCAAGAGGGCUGUGCUUGGUGGAGCAGGUGUAAUGGGACCCCCGGGGCCACCUGGACCACCUGGGCCACCUGGUCCCCAAGGGUCACAUGGCUUGCCUGGCCCCCGUGGAAUUCCUGGAAUCAUCGGAGCCCCCGGGCAGAUUGGCAACACAGGGCUUAAAGGAAAGAGAGGAGCUAAGGGAGAAAGAGGAGAUCUGGGUAAACCCCAUCAGGGACCUCCAGGACCCCCAGGGAUACAAGGUCCUCCUGGUGUUGACGGCGUGGCUCGGGAUGGCAGGCCCGGUGAGAGUGGACCUCAGGGAGCGGCCGGAGAGGCCGGUCGUCCCGGUAAGGCGGGUCCACCAGGUCUCCCGGGCUUCUGCGAGACAGCGAUGUGUCUGGCGGCGUCAGCUUACACCUCACCCAGACUACAGGAAGCAGGAAGGAUCAAAGGACCCAAUGUUUAGAGACCUGCCUCUCCAUCAGCAGCUGGGAGAGAGGAGGGAGAGAGAAAGAAAGAAAGAGCAGGAAACGAAGGAGAGAGACCACUCUUCUGAGGCGGAUAACAUCCAGAACGAGGGGCGGGGGGGACAACAGUACGGUGACUGGAUGUAUGGCCCCCUCCUGUAUGUGACAACCUGAAGUUUUUGACUGGUGGGACAUAACUUUGAUCUUAAUCCCCCACAUCACCAUGACAACAGCAGCUCACAACCACCCACAUCCUUCUAAAUUCUCUAGUGUUUUGGAUGUUGCCAGUGCCAGUCCCAUCCACAGAUCCCAUUCCUGUUCCAGCAGUGACAGAGGAGCAGAUUUCUGUUGCAUCUCCUUGUCUCCACCUCUGUAUGUAGGAGCUGAGGACCAACCAAAUAAAAGUUGUGAAAGGUGCUUCUCUUUUACAUCGUGGUCACUUUAAAUAGUUUUAUAUAUGCAAUAUUUUGUAUGAGAUGUGUUUUAAUGCUUAAAAAAAAACCCUGCCUCUGACAACAUCACACCAAAAAGGACCAA
This is a messenger RNA of Sphaeramia orbicularis (orbiculate cardinalfish), 2798 nucleotides long. RefSeq names its product procollagen, type IX, alpha 2 (gene col9a2). The record is from RefSeq and is a predicted model, not a curated record. NCBI's taxonomy places the organism in Eukaryota, Metazoa, Chordata, Actinopteri, Kurtiformes, Apogonidae. Bases 185 to 2260 code for a protein of 691 amino acids. The transcript has 32 exons.